Neoarius graeffei (lesser salmon catfish) is the source of this 8640-nucleotide messenger RNA. Its product is annotated as protein unc-79 homolog. The record is from RefSeq and is a predicted model, not a curated record. Bases 18 to 8174 code for a protein of 2718 amino acids. The transcript is spliced from 51 exons. Lineage: Eukaryota; Metazoa; Chordata; Actinopteri; Siluriformes; Ariidae. Gene Ontology annotation, molecular function: protein binding.
CUCACCGAGCGUGCAGCAUGUCCACGAAAGCAGAACAGUUUGCCUCUAAGAUUCGAUACUUGCAAGAGUAUCACAACCGUGUGCUACACAAUAUUUACCCUGUGCCAUCUGGGACAGACAUUGCAAACACACUGAAAUACUUUUCUCAAACGCUGCUCAGCAUCCUGUCCCGUACAGGCAGGAAGGAGAGCCAGGAAGCUUCCAAUUUGGCCGUGCCCAUGACCAUGUGUCUUUUUCCUGUGCCAUUCCCACUCACCCCAUCUCUAAGACCACAAGUCAGUUCCAUCAACCCUACAGUUACUCGCUCCCUCCUUUACAGCGUUCUGCGGGACGCCCCGGCCGACCGGGGGGGGGCCGCCCAGCAGAGUCGGGACGCUCAGCUCUCAGAGUACCCCUCUCUGGACUAUCAGGGGCUUUAUGCCACCCUCGUCACCUUGCUUGACCUGGUGCCCCUGCUGCAGCACGGUCAGCACGAUCUGGGGCAGGCAAUAUUUUACACGACAACUUGCCUUCUACCCUUUCUCAGCGAUGAUAUUCUCAGCACUUUGCCCUAUACUAUGAUCUCUACCUUAGCCACCUUUCCUCCCUUCCUGCACAAAGACAUCAUAGAAUACCUGAGCACAUCCUUCUUGCCUAUGGCCAUAUUGGGUUCAACUCGGAGAGAAGGAGGGGUCCCUGCGUAUGUCAAUCUGUCUGCUUCCUCUAUGCUAAUGAUUGCUAUGCAGUAUACCUCAAACCCAGUGUACCACUGUCAGCUUCUGGAGUGCUUGAUGAAGUAUAAGCAGGAAGUGUGGAAGGACCUUCUGUAUGUAAUAUCUUAUGGACCAUCCCAAGUAAAGCCUCCUGCUGUUCAAAUGCUUUUCCAUUACUGGCCUAAUCUCAAGCCUCCAGGUGCAAUUAGUGAGUACAGGGGCCUCCAGUACACAGCCUGGAACCCCAUUCACUGCCAACAUAUUGAGUGUCAGAAUUCCAUUAAUAAGCCUGCAGUAAAGAUGUGCAUUGACCCGACUCUUUCGGUUGCUCUGGGAGACAAACCUCCUCCUCUGUAUAUCUGUGAAGAAUGCAGUCAGAGGAUUGCAGGAGACCAUGCAGAGUGGCUGGUUGAUGUGCUCUUACCUCAAGCUGAAAUAUCUGCUAUAUGUCAGAAGAAGAACUGCAGCUCUCAUGUGAGACGGGCUGUUGUCACCUGCUUCUCGGCCGGCUGCUGUGGUCGGCAUGGCAACCGGCCUGUGCGCUACUGCAAGCGUUGCCAUGUCAACCAUCACAGCAGUGAGGUGGGUGCUUCAGCAGAGACUCAUCUGUACCAGACAUCUCCCCCUCCCAUCAACACGCGUGAGUGCGGAGCCGAGGAGCUCGUCUGUACUGUGGAGUCUGUCAUCAGCCUGCUGAAAGAGGCAGAGAUCCAUGCAGAACAGCGGGAGUUUGAGAUGAACCGUCGGCGUCAGAUGGGCCUCUCCACCUCCCACCAUUCUCUGGACAACCUGGAAUUUGACAACAAAGAAGAUGACCAGCAUGAUCAGAGGCUGCUCAGUCAGUUUGGCAUCUGGCUCUUGGUGAGCCUGUGUACCCCCAGUGAGAACACACCCACAGAGAGCAUUGCCCGUCUGGUUAGCAUGGUCUUCCAGUGGUUCCACUCCACUGCCUACAUGAUGGACGAUGAAGUGGGCAGUCUAGUGGAGAAGCUCAAGCCACAGUUUGUAACAAAGUGGCUUAAGACUGUCUGUGAUGUGCGUUUCGAUGUCAUGGUUAUGUGCCUAUUGCCCAAGCCAGUGGAGUUUGCCAGGGUGGGCGGCUACUGGGAUAAAUCAUGCAGUAUGGUUUCACAGCUGAAGGAGGGCUUGAACCGUAUCCUGUGCUUAAUCCCCUAUAACGUGAUCAGCCAGCCACUUUGGGAAUGUUUUAUGCCUGAAUGGCUGGAGGCCAUACGAACUGAAGUGCCUGACAACCAACUGAAGGAGUUCCGUGAAGUCCUUAGCAAGAUGUUUGAUAUAGAAUUAUGUCCACUGCCGUUCUCCAUGGAGGAGAUGUUCGGUUUCAUAAGUUGCAGAUUUACUGGAUAUCCUGCAUCUGUACAAGAACAAGCCUUACUAUGGCUACAUGUGCUAUCCGAGCUGGACAUUGUUGUGCCCCUGCACCUCUUGAUUGGAAUGUUCUCAGAUGGUGUGAACUCUGUAAAGGAGCUAGCCAAUCAAAGGAAGACUCGCGGCACAGAUCUGACAGGAAAUACUGGGGCCAGAAGGGUGAGUGUGGUGUCAGACCCUGGUAGAAGGGGGCAUAACAACACCCUAAGUCCUUUUCCCAGUCCGUUCCGAAGCCCAUUCCGUAGCCCCUUGCGCUGCAGUCCCUUUAAGAACCUGGGCCAUGCCACCGGUAACUGUGCUCUAGACUUGGACUGUGAUGAUGAUGAUAUGAACCUGGGCUGCUUCAUCCUCAUGUUUGACCUCAUUCUCAAACAGAUGGAGCUUCAGGAUGAUGGAGUGACUCUGGGAUUGGAAGGUAGCCUGGGAAGAGACAUUGUAGGGAUCAUUAACAGUGUGUUCCAGGCUCCCUGGGGUGGCUUACACACCUGCCAGAAGGACGAGAAGGCUAUGGAGUGCAGCCUGUGCCAGUCCAGCAUCCUCUGCUACCAACUGGGCUGUGAGCUCCUCCAGAGACUCACACCUCCUGAGGAGAUACGCCUGGAGAGUACAGACAGUCUUGAGGAAAGUCUGGUCUUUCCCACAUCUGAACCUUGCCUUAAGCCAGAGAAUGGCACAGAAGAAGGGACCAACCAGGACAACCCUGACAACCAGAGCGAUUCUGCUGAUAAUCAACCUUUAAAGAAUAACACUGAAAGGAAAUUCUCAUAUCAGCAGCUUCCAGCUUCUCUCAGGCUUAUUUAUACCAUACUUCAGGAGAUGGCUAAGUCUGAGGAGCCAGACAUCCUCUACAACAUGUUGAACUGUGUAAGGAUCCUGUGUCUGCAUGGGGAGUGUCUGUAUCUCGCCCGCAAAGACCACCCUCAGUUUCUGUCCUACAUCCAAGAGAAGAUGCUUAUUCCCAGCCUGUGGUCCAUGCUGAAGUCUGAGUUCUGCCAGCUGGCCUCUCUAGCAGUGCCUCAGCUGCUCCAUGCUCUCUCGCUGUCCCUUGGUGCUGAUAUUUUCUGGAAAUUGGUGGACAACAGUUUCAACAACAAGGACUGGAAGAUUCGCUUUGAAGCAGUGGAGCGAGUGGCAGUGCUGUGUCGCUUUCUGGACAUUGGCUCGGUAACUAAGAGCCACCUGCUGAAGUACUCACUGGCUCAUGCUUUCUGCUGCUUUCUGGCCAGUAUUGAGGAUGUGAACCCUGCUGUGGCCACCAGAGCCAGGCUACUGCUAGACACCAUUAAACGGCCAUCACUGCAGGCCCUGUGUCUGUGCUUGGACUUCCAGUUUGACACGGUUUUGAGAGACCGUCCCAUAAUCCUGAGCAAACUGCUUUUGCUACACUCUCUAAAGCAGGAUAUCCCUGCACUGAGCUGGGAAUUCUUUGUAAAUCGUUUUGAAACACUGUCCCUUGAGGCUCAGCUACACCUAGACUGCAACAAGGAAUUUCCUUUCCCUACCACCAUCACUGCAGUGCGGACUAAUACAGCCAAUCUAAGCGAUGCAGCUAUGUGGAAGAUCAGACGUGCUCGUUUUGCACGGAAUCAACAGAAGAGUGUCCGCUCGCUCAGAGACAGCGUAAAGGGGACAUCCAACUCUAAACGUGCCUUUUCCCUGCCUGAGACGUUUUGUUCCAAGCUGUCUCUAAGGCUUACAAGGCAAGAGCACUCUGCACCCACACUUGGUGAUAUGCUUGAGAAAGUCUUGCCAGGUCAAAGCUCUCCUCCUGAGAAUGACUCAGUCAUCAAGGACCUCCUCCCAGAGGACACUGGCAUAGACCACCAGACUGUUCACCAGCUUAUCAUGGUGCUGAUGAAGUUCAUGGCAAAGGAUAAGAGCAGUGCAGAGACUGAUAUUGGCAGUGCCAAAGCCUUUAAUACGGUCAAGAGGCACCUGUAUGUGCUGCUAGGCUAUGAUCAGCAGAUUGGGUGUUUUAUGAUCGCACCACAGAAGAUGCGUUCCUCCACCUGCUUCAAUGCAUUUAUUGCGGGUAUUGCACAGGUGAUGGAUUACAACAUCAGUUUGGGGAAGCAGAUGCUGCCCCUUGUGGUCCAGGUGCUGAAGUACUGCACAUGCCCUCAGCUUAGACCCAACUUCCAGGAGGCACCACGCUGCUCACUUUGGGCUCUGAGGCCACACAUCAGGCAGAUGUGGCUCAAAGCCUUACUUGUAAUUCUCUACAAGUACCCAUACAGAGACAUGGAUGUAAGUAAAGAGGUUGUGCUGCACCUGAUCCACAUCACCAUCAACACCCUAAAUGCACAGUACCACAGCUGUAGACCUCAUGCCUCAGCCGGCCCACUCUACAGUGACACCUCUAACAUUAGCCGCUAUAGCGAGAAAGAAAAAGAGGAGGAUAGUGUGUUUGAUGAAUCAGACAUCCAUGACACUCCCACUGGUGCAGGCAACAAGGAAUCACAGACCUUCUUUGCUCGGCUGAAGAGGAUUGGAGGCAGCAAGACCGUUAAGUAUCAGCCUGUGGACCUCAGUGCUCAAAGAAGUGAGAUUGAGUUGGCAGAGUACAGGGAGGCAGGAACCCUACAGGACAGUCUGCAGCACCCGGCACGAGAGGAGACCAGCAGCAAGAAGAAACGACUACAGGCCAUGCACAAACAGAAGUCUCUUGACAUUGUCAACACAGACUCCAUUCUCUUCAACCUUGAUGAACAUCGGCGUAAAUCCUGCAUUGACCGAUGUGACUUGCAAGGGCCUCCUCCUCCACCACCCUCAUGUUCUAGCUCAGUGACUAGACAGUCACGCAGGGCACGUGCCAAGGAAUCCUCCGAAGGAUCCAACCUCCAUUUUGAUAACAUCAAACCUGUUAUUCCAGAAGUGCGCCUGAGCUGUAUGGAGACUUUUGAGGAUAAAUCCGCAGGCCUCGACUCUCCCCUGGUCAUUUCAUCUGAGUCUGCUCAUGGCAAAGAAGAUGGUGACCUGAUUGAUCUCUCCUCAGACUGCACUUCUAUACCAGAGAAGCGCUCUAUUCUAUCACUAUCUGACAGUGACUCACUGGUCUUUGAACCCCUUCCACCACUGCGCAUCGUCGAAAGUGAUGAAGAUUUGUUUGAGGCACUUUCAAAACCUCCAACCGGAAUGCAGAUUAAAUCUGAGCAUCCAUCACCAUCAUCUGCCAGCACUAUCCUGCGUCUAUCUCCUCAUGUCCAAGUGAGUGUUGAGGACUGUUCGAAAGAAAGGACAAGCAAACCUACCAGUCCUGCCAAAGGGAGUCCUGUGCAGGCAUCUAAGAGUAGAAGUUCUUCUAUAACCCCUACUGCCUCGCUGGACCUCCCAGAUCCCAUACAUCAUCCUGGUUUAGAGAGUCCCAUGACUCUGAAGCAGAAAAGAGACCUGUUAAGAAAGUCGCCACAUGUUCCGGACACAUCUGUAGAUUAUGAAUAUCUGCAGUCUGAAGACAAAGCUGAAGGAAGCCCUUCAGGUAAAUCUGUGUACCUCAACAUUCCUGAGGAUACCCUGGAAAACCUGGACCCACUGAAAGCCAAGAAAGAGGAGGAAGGAGAAGCUCACAAUGAGGAUGAGAAUGACGCUGAAGAUGAUGAGGAUACUGGUGAUGAGAGAGAGAGCGAGCCAAAACCAGAAGAUGAAAGCGACGAGGCCGAGUUUAAGAUCCAGAUUGUACCCCGUCAGCGUAAACAGAGGAAGAUUGCAGUCAGUGCUAUUCAGAGGGAAUACCUGGACAUUUCCUUCAACACGAUGGACAAGAUGGGAGAGGAGACCACAGACUCUGAUCACAAGGUUCUGUCCAAACUGGAAAAGCCCCGAGAGUCAGCCUCAGCCCCAGCACUCGAAGCCACAAUCCCAGAAACAAGCAACCGCUCCUCAGUAACAACUCAGUACCGUCAGGUGAAGCGAGGCUCUCUGGGAGCUGUGACAAUGAGUCAGCUGAUGAAGAGACAGCUGGAACAUCAGUCCAGUGCGCCACACAAUAUCAGCACUUGGGAAACAGGUUCUUACCCGCACUGUAGGAAAAAAAAAACAUUUCAAAAGAAUUGUUCACAUUCAGCACACAACACUUUCCUAAUGAUGAACUUUCAUAAAUUUGUGCCAUCAGGUCUCACUAAGACAAGCCUGCUGUCAGCUCCUAGCACAGUCAGCAUGUUUGUGCCUGCACCAGAGGACUUCAGUGAUGAGCAACCAACCAAUAUGGCUGACAGGUGUCGAGACUGUGGUGAUGUAUUAGAAGAGUAUGAUGAAGAAACCCUGGCUUUGGCUGUAGUCGUUCUCUCAAUGUUUACCCAUCUGAGUCCAGACCUGGCCGCUCCACUGCUUCUCGACAUCAUGCAGUCAGUGGGCAGGUUGGCAUCGAGUGCCAGUUACUCAGGCCAGGCUGAAAGCAUGUUGAUCCCUGGUAAUGCUGCCGGUGUAGCUAAGCAGUUCCUGCGCUGUGUGCUCCAUCAGCUCGCCCCUAAUGGCAUCCUGCCACAGCUAUUCCAGAGCAACAUUAAAGAUGGAAGCUUCCUCCGCACUCUGGCCACAUCUCUCAUUGAUUUUAAUGAAUUGAGUUCUGUGGCAGCAUUAAGUCAGCUUCUUGAGGGUUUGAACAAUAAGAAGAGUUUGCCUGCAGGGGGCACAAUGCUCCACUGCUUGGACAACAUUGCCACCUUCAUGGAGGCUCUUCCUAUGGACUCCCCUAGUAACCUUUGGACAACCAUCUGUAACCAAUUCCAAACCUUUCUGACCAAACUUCCUGUUGUUGUGCCUCUAAAGUAUCCACUGGACUCCAGCUUGAGAAUCAUCAUCUGCUUACUGAAGAUUCCUACUACUAGUGCAACCAGGAGUUUGUUGGAGCCGUCCUCUAAACUGCUGAGCUUUGUUAUUCAGUAUGGUGUCUUCAGCCUCUCGUACCUUGUUGAACUCUGUGGCCUUUGCUACAAAACCUUCAGUAAGGAAAGGGAUAAGUUCUACAUGUCCCGUGUAGUAGUUCUGGAGUUGCUACAAGCACUGAAGUUCAAGUCUCCAAUUCCUGAUACUAAUCUACUACUACUGGUCCAGUUUGUAUGUGUUGACAUUGGAACACGUCUAUCUGAGUCUACCAUACUCCAAAAACACAUGAUAUCAUCGUUACCUGGGUGCACAACAGUUGCCAUGGAGUGUUUGAGGCAGUAUCUCAGUGAGCUCCUGGAUUUUAUUGCAGACAUGCACACUUUGACCAAAUUAAAGAGUCAUAUGAAAGCUUGCUGUCAGCCCCUUCAUGAGGAUACUUUUGGCGGGAAUCUAAAAGUGGGUUUGGCUCAGGUAGCUGCCAUGGAAAUCAGUAAAGGUAACCACCGUGAUAACAAGGCUGUGAUUCGUUACCUGCCAUGGCUCUACCAUCCACCCUCUGCUAUGCAACAGGGGCCCAAAGAGUUCAUUGAGUGUGUUUCCCACAUUCGCCAGCUUUCCUGGCUUCUCCUGGGCUCGCUUACCCAUUGUGCUUUGCAUCAGGGUUCCACGUCUUGUAUGCCCAUUCCAUUGGAUGCUGGCUCUCACAUUGCAGACCACCUUAUUGUAAUCCUCAUUGGUUUUCCAGAGCAAUCCAAGACGUCCGUGCUCCACAUGUGCUCCCUGUUCCAUGCCUUCAUGUUUGCUCAGUUGUGGACCAUCUACUGUGAGCAAGCAGCUGCAGCGCCAGCUGGGCAGAACCAAAACCAGAACGAGUUCUCCUCAAGUGCUAUUCUUACAGGCCUGGAGUUCUGGAGCCGAGUCACACCCAGCAUCCUCCAGCUCAUGGCCCACAACAAAGUGAUGGUAGAGAUGGUGUGUUUGCAUGUCAUUAGUCUGAUGGAAGCUUUACAAGAAUGUAAUUCAACCAUUUUUGUGAAAUUAAUUCCUAUGUGGCUGCCAAUGAUUCAGUCCAGUCUAAAUCAUUUAUCUGCGGGUCUCCAGCUGCGUCUCCAAGCCAUCCAGAACCGAGUGAAUAACCAGUGUCUCCAGGGUCCUGCUUCCAGCACUUUUCCCUUUGCUUUGCGCAAAUGGCUGCAGUGUACUCAGUUUAAAAUGGCUCAGGUUGAGAUCCAGUCGUCCGAGGCCGCCUCACAGUUCUACCCCAUGUGAUGUGCGGUCCUAUAGAAGCGUCUGAAAGACCAGCAGCAAUCUGUGCUAACCAGCAUACUUUAUUUUUUUUCUUUAAAACCAAAUAUAGUAUUUUGCAGCAAUGCUUUUGUAUGAGCAGAAAUAUUCUACAUUCUGUGGAUUUUGGCAACAGCAACUCUACAGGAGCGAAACUAAAAAAAAUGUGACUGUAAAUACCUUCAUCAGGCUCUUUCUGUCUGCAUGUAAUUAACAUGAUCAUGCAUAAAGGGCGUGACACUGAAUUAUAAGGUGCCAGGACAGCAGUACAUGUGAGUUUUCCUACUGUGUGCAUGUAUGUAUACGUGUGUAUGUGUGUGCGUGCACAUGUGUGCGUGCAUUUCAGUGAGACUGUUUAAACGGGGUGAAAGUCACACUGUAGAGUACACACCUGUAGUACGAAUCAUCAGAAUAUGUAAGAAAGGUACUCGUGAGAAUGGUGAUCGAUGUA